Eurytemora carolleeae is the source of this 824-nucleotide messenger RNA. Its product is annotated as peroxiredoxin. The record is from RefSeq and is a predicted model, not a curated record. Gene Ontology annotation, biological process: response to oxidative stress; hydrogen peroxide catabolic process; cell redox homeostasis. Gene Ontology annotation, cellular component: mitochondrion; cytosol. The transcript has 6 exons. NCBI's taxonomy places the organism in Eukaryota, Metazoa, Arthropoda, Copepoda, Calanoida, Temoridae. Gene Ontology annotation, molecular function: thioredoxin peroxidase activity. The coding region runs from base 8 to 694 and encodes 228 amino acids.
AUUUAUCAUGUCCGGACUUUUGAGAAAUAUCCGCAAUGUUACCAGGAUCUCUUCAGCUCUGAGGAGCAAAGUUCAGGUUCGGUCCCUGAGUAUUGGAAGUACCCUGCUCCAGGCACAGGUUCAGAAACCUGCUCCGGCAUUCUCCGCCCAGGCAGUUGUUCAAGGACAGUUCAAGGAGCUCUCCCUGGCGGACUACAAGGGGAAGUAUGUUGUUGUCUACUUCUAUCCCCUCGACUUCACCUUCGUCUGCCCGACCGAGAUUAUCGCCUUCUCCGACAGAAUCAAGGAGUUCUCAGAUAUUGAUUGUGAGGUUAUCGGAAUCUCUACUGAUUCUCAUUUCUCCCACCUGGCUUGGAUUAACACCCCACGUAAACAGGGAGGUUUGGGCGGACUCAACUAUCCUCUUGUCUCAGAUUUCAAUAAAACUAUUUCCCGGGAUUACGGAGUUCUCAUCGAGGAGGCCGGAAUCGCACUCAGAGGAUUAUUUAUAAUUGACCCUCAAGGAGUGGUGAGACAGAUGUCUAUUAAUGAUCUUCCUGUUGGAAGAAGUGUUGAUGAAACUUUAAGGUUGAUAAAAGCUUUCCAGUUUGUUGAGAAACACGGAGAAGUUUGUCCUGCCAACUGGACUCCAGAUGCUCCAACCAUUAAACCUGAUCCUAAGGGGUCUCUGGAAUACUUUGAUAAGGUGAAUUAAGUAUGCUCAGAUAUAAGAAGAAACCAAGAAGAAAUAAAAAGAACUAUAUAUAUAUCCGAACCAUCAUUUGGAGUUCAUUCAGUCGUUAAAUAUUCUUAAUUGUCUACAAAGUAGAUUUUUACUUUCAGAA